AUGACCCUCCAACCAACUCCUACCGAUGUCGGUACUAUGUACGAUGAGUACACGAGUCUUUUCACAGAUGUCAUGGCCGGGUUCAUCCAUGUCGGCUACUGGGAAGACCCAGAAAAACAAGACACAAUGGAGGUAGCCACCGAGAGAAUGACCCAAGAGGUUGGUGAGCGCCUUGCCUCCUCAAAGGGUCAACAGAUCCUCGAUGUCGGUUGCGGCACUGGCAAAUCUGCCGUUCAAAUUGCCUCAGCGCAUGAUGUCCAGGUCACCGGAAUUACCGUCAGCAACCACCAGAUCGAGGUUGCUCACAACCAUAUGCCAAUGCCAUUUGCCGAUGCCACCUUUGAUGGAGCUUACGCAAUCGAGUCGCUGGUGCACAUGGAUGACAGACGGACGGCACUUUUGAACAUUGCGAGAGUUCUGAAGCCCGGCAGCCGACUUGCUAUCGCAGAUUUGCUUUUGGAUGCCGGUUGUCCCAAUCCAGAGGUACUUGCACGAUUCCACGAGCUGUUCCAGGUUCCGCCUAUGCCCUCUGGUGAUGAAUUACAAACUCUUCUCCGUGAGACGGGCUUCAAGGUCCUCGAAUUUACCGACAUCAGGGAUAAUGUCCGGCCUGUUUGUAAAUUCCUGGAGCAGAAGGCCUACUCGCUGGGUGGCGAGGUUGGGGGAAAACUCCUUGAAAUAGCAACCAGCAUGGCAACUCUCAAGGAGCUUGGUUACGCUUUCAUUACCGCAGAGCGCAUCUAA
Molecule: messenger RNA, 744 nt
Organism: Penicillium salamii
Lineage: Eukaryota; Fungi; Ascomycota; Eurotiomycetes; Eurotiales; Aspergillaceae
Source: the annotation of a GenBank genome assembly